AUGGAAGUAAUCGUGCAUAGAGGUAUAUACGACGUAGCUAAGGUGGUUUACGAACACAUGUUGCCUCUAGUACACGAGCACCUUCAACACCAUGGCAAUCGUUCAACAAUACGUUUGACAGGGCAUUCGCUAGGAGGAAGCUUAUCUUUGUUAAUAAAUCUCAUGUUGUUGAUAAGAGGACAAGUCCCUCGCUAUUCGUUACUACCUGUAAUUACGUUUGGAGCACCAUGGGUUAUGUGUGGUGGUGAUCGUCUUCUUAACAUGCUUGGAUUACCAAGAAAUCAUCUCCAAGGAAUCACCGUUCAUCGGGACAUUGUGCCCCGGGCCUUUUCUUGCAACUAUUCCACUCGAGUGGGUGACCUCCUUAAGGCUGUAAAUGGGAACUUUCGGAAUCACCCUUGCCUUAAUAACCAGAAUAUGUUGUAUGCUCCAAUGGGAGAGUUUUUGAUUCUUCAACCGGAUGCAAAACUAUCUCCAAACCAUGAGCUACUUCCUCCGGGUAGUGGUUUGUACGUUUUAAGGUCUCAAGCAUCAAACACUGACGUAGCAAAGAAACAAACGAGAGCUGCGCAAUCUCUUUUCUUAAACACACCACAUCCUCUAGAGAUUUUAAGUGACCGAUGCGCAUAUGGUUCAGAUGGAGCCAUAUUGCGUGAUCACGAUGUUGAUACAUACCUAACAUCAAUUAGAAGCGUGAUUAGUCAAGAACUUAAACGCGUUAGAAGGAUGAGACGGCAACAAAGACAACAAUCUUGGUGGCAUAUGGUUAGGGUGAAUCAAAGUGAGGUCAAGUUGUGGGUGGAUGGUGGAAUAGAGUGGUUAAGGAUGGUGGUUGCUCCCCAAAAUAUGCAUUUGGUGAUGUUGCUUUUAGUCCCUUAUAUUAGAUUGUUGAUCAUAGAAGUAUGCAAUUGGAUUAAACGUGGUUAAUAUAUGU
This is a messenger RNA of Erigeron canadensis, 934 nucleotides long. RefSeq names its product phospholipase A1 PLIP2, chloroplastic-like. Gene Ontology annotation, biological process: lipid metabolic process. The transcript is spliced from 2 exons. Gene Ontology annotation, molecular function: glycerophospholipid phospholipase A1 activity. Bases 1 to 927 code for a protein of 308 amino acids. The record is from RefSeq and is a predicted model, not a curated record. Lineage: Eukaryota; Viridiplantae; Streptophyta; Magnoliopsida; Asterales; Asteraceae.